Messenger RNA from Mus pahari (shrew mouse), 5868 nucleotides. RefSeq names its product SLX4 structure-specific endonuclease subunit (gene Slx4). Gene Ontology annotation, cellular component: Slx1-Slx4 complex; nucleus. The transcript is spliced from 15 exons. The record is from RefSeq and is a predicted model, not a curated record. Lineage: Eukaryota; Metazoa; Chordata; Mammalia; Rodentia; Muridae. The coding region runs from base 1 to 5223 and encodes 1740 amino acids. Gene Ontology annotation, molecular function: enzyme binding; DNA binding. Gene Ontology annotation, biological process: interstrand cross-link repair; DNA replication; meiotic DNA double-strand break processing.
AUGGAACAACCCCAAAACCUUAAAUCAGGUCGAGCGAUGGAGGAGUCAGAUGACCAUUUCAAAGAACUCUGCGCCAGCUUUUUCCAAAGGGUGAAAAAAAGUGCGACCAAAGAAGCGUCAGGAGAGAGAACGAGGCAGAAGGCCUCCGGGCACACUCAGAACCGAGGCAAACGGAAAGAAGGCCGCCAAGUUGUCGCCAGGAACAAAGCCCUUCAAGGCCCUUCAGAGAAGAAAUCUCGAUUAGGCAGCCAGACCCCUAGGACUAAAAAGCAAGGGGCACCCAAAUCGCAAGAAGGGGACCCAGCUCUCCCUGUGAAUGGAAAGGGAGAUGUUCUUGCUCCUACCCCAGAUCAGCCUGUGUUGUGUGAAAGAGCACAGAGCAUUCAGACAGAGAGUGCUCCCAAUGGCGGCUCCCAGCCUCUUCCUUCCUGUUUCACGACAACUGGUGUACCAAGUUCCUCCAAACCCAGAGCCUCAGAGCUGGUUCUGCAACGGAUGAAGCAGUUCAAGAGAGCAGACCCUGAGCGCUUGAGACAUGCCUCAGAAGAAUCCUCCCUAGAGAUUGCACUGGGAAACAAUGUCCCAAGGAGCCCUCCAGAGGAGAUAGUGGGAGAAACCGAGUAUAAACCCAAGCUCCAUGCCACAGACAGCGAUGCUGCAAUGGCCCUGGCCUUAGAACAGGAGUUUAGAAGGGAGGAAGCGUCCUCGCACCAUGACAGCCUGGAGGAGAAGGGGUUGUUCUUCUGUCAAAUGUGUCAGAAAAACCUCUCAGCAAUGAAUGUGACCCGGAGGGAGCAACAUGUGAACAGAUGCCUAGAUGAGGCAGAGAAGGCUCAGAGACCUGCUCUACCUCAGAUCCCUGACUGCCCAAUAUGUGGGAAACCGUUCCUCACCACCAAGAGCCGAAUCAGUCACUUGAAGCAGUGUGCGGUGAGGAUGGAAGUGGGUCCCCAACUCCUGCUUCAGGCUGUGAGGCUACAGACAGCUCAGCCAGAGGUAGACGGCAGCCCUCAGGUACCCAGUUUCAGCAACCAUGUUGGAGGGUUGAAACGGAAAGGAGCCACCACCAAGAGGGAGCCAAGGAGGAGGAAAGUCAAUGAGCCUGAGGCUCCGUCUGAAGAUCUGCUGGUGGCCAUGGCUCUGUCUCGCUCUGAGGUGGAGCACUGUCCAGAUGUGCCCCCACUCAGACUGGAAAGUGCUUUUUCUGAGAAGAUACGGCUAGGAACAGAGAAGAAAAGUCGCAAGAAGAGACCCCCAGUGUGUCCCCCACAGUUGGUAACCCAAGACUCUGAGACCACAGGUAGACAGAUCGAGGAUCGUGUUGCCCAGCUUCUGUCCGAGGAAGUAGAACUGUCUUGCACCCCACCACUUCUUGCCAGCAAGAUUUUUAAGGAAGACUUGGAACCUGCAGGCUGGCGAGCACAGCUGCCUGAAGGGAAGCAGAACUUGCUGUGGGAACUCAGCGCCCUCACAGGAGCCUGGGCUGAGGAGUCCUUCUACACAGUGGGCCUGUUUCCUCCAAUUGUGUCCCAAUGCCCUACCAAGGAACCCCAGCUACCACUGGAGCUGCCCAAGCAAGGAAAGCCAAGUCCACGACGGCCACCUGCUUCCCAGAGCAGCCUUCCUGUGAGCCACAGCCCCAAGAACCAACUGCUAUCCUCUAGCCAGAGGGAGCGUCAAGCCCUUCAGGACCUUGUGGACUUGGCAGUGGAAGGGCUGAGCUCUAGCCCAUGGCCCAGGAGUCAGGGCGUACCCACAGGGUUGGACUUGGUACCUGGCAGCCUUCCGCUGACGGGGUUUGUCCUGCCAUGUAAGAAGACCCUUAAGAAGGAUGACAGUGCCUCACUCUCCCUUGGGUUAUUGGUGGCAGACUUUGGGGCCAUGGUCAAUAAUCCACACCUGAGUGAUGUCCAGUUCCAGCUUGACAGCGGAGAGGUGCUUUAUGCACACAAGUUUGUUCUUUAUGCACGAUGCCCACUUCUUAUUCAGUAUGUAAGUGCUGAAGGCUUCUCUGCCGAAGAGGACGGGAAUCUGACCCAGCGUGUCCUGCUGAGUGAUGUGAGCUCAGAGGCCGCCCAUGCAUUUCUGAACUACCUCUACAUGGCGGACACUGACAUGCCUCCCAGCCUGGUUCUGGAUCUGCGUUCCCUGGCCCUAAGGUUUGGUGUGAGUGACCUUGUUCAGCUGUGUGAACAAGUGCCCGCUGUGGUGGACUUAGAGGGAGACCAGCCGGAAGAGGCCAGUGAGGACUGCGAAAGCCGAGCAGAGACUUUCCAGGAACUCCUGAGGUCGGUGUGGGUCGACGACGACGAGGAAGCAGAGACUCUGCUGAAACCUGAAGUCUGUGAAGAAGAGAGAGAAAGAGUGGAUGAAGCAGAAAUGGAAGAGAUAUACGAAUUUGCAGCUACACAGAAGAAGCUUCUCCAGGGGGGGAGAGCAGCAGACCCAGAUGGGAGCACUAACCCGCACGGGGAGGACAACACGGUUUCUGAGCCUUCCCUGGCAGCUGACCAGAGUAACAGACAGCUAGAAAAUCCAGAACACAUGGAGUCAUCUGGGUUAGGCAAAGAAGAGGCACUAGCCAGCUGGGCACACGAAGGGCAUUCCACUCCGCUGCAGGACCAGUGCCCAGACCAGGCAGGGAAAGCAGAGGCCCAGGAUGCACUAGGGGAGGCAACUAACCACCCCAGCUUCUACAGCCACCACGGGAGGAGCAAAGAGUGCUUUCUUCUGCACCCAAACAAGGCCCAUGGCUGCAAACAGCUCCUUCCAUCAAAUCCAAGAGUGUUAUCUAAACUGUCACAAAUGACACUUGGUCAUGAAGAACAGAGUGACCGUGCCAGAGAGAGGCAGGCAGACAUGGCCCAACCACCUACUCCACACCCCUGCAGCCUUCUGUCACAGUCUUCUGUGGGUGGAAGUCCCAGCCAGUCAUGGCUUCACCUAUACCACACAAGUCAUUUGUCCCCCUCAGUGUCCCAGUCACACAGUAGCAUUUCCAGGGUGGCGUCCCCAAGGUCACUGUCUCCAGUCACACCAACUAAGCAGAGGAGGAACAGUAACAUUCCCACAUUCCAGAAAGACGCUGACCACCACAGAGGCCAACAAAGUAGCCCCAUAUCGGGACACAGAAAUAGGGGCAUCCUGAUUUCCCCAGCAAAGUCUCCACCCAUUGACCUGACACAGUCGGUACCGGAGCCCCUGAGCCCCAGGGCCCAGGAUCCUCUGCAUCACGUGAAGGAGGAGGACGAGGUCAUCCUGUUACUAGAUUCAGAUGAGGAGCUGGAGCACACCAAGACAGAGUCAGUUUCUAAAGAUUCCCCAGAAGGAAGGUCCUCUGAACUGUUUUCAGUCAUUGAUGUUGAAGAAGAUCACGACCAUUUCCAAAGCCCACUGAAGAGAGAGGCCAGGUUACAGCAUGGAGGGGAAGGACAGCUGGGGAGCCAGUCUGCGCUGGGCCACAGAGACAUCCCCUGGCUGCUCUGCAGCCAGAAGAACAGCCUGGAUGAGGACAGUGCUACAGACACCUCUUGGCUGGUGCCUGCCACUCCAGGGGUCAGCAAGAGUCGUGAUUGCUCAUCACAGACCCAAAUCAAAAGCCUUAAGACCAGGACUCCGUCAGAUGAGACUGCUCAGCAAACACCGAGACCUAACUUAGAACGCAGGACCAUGCUGGAAGCAGCCCAGCAGUUCUCUGUGGUCAUGCCACACACACAGCCUAUUACUCUAGGAGCCUUUGACAGUGGAAGACAGCCCUACAGAAGCCCCUCCCAUCCCUAUCCCAGGCACCACAGACUCUCUUCUUCACAGCCAUCAUGUCCUGGCCCUGAUUUUACCAGAUGGUCCCAGAAAUCCUCUGCACCUAGACCAUGCCUGCCAAAUCCGCCUGCAGCUGAUGACGUGGUAGAAGUUGGGGACAGUGAUGAUGAGCAGGAGGUGGCUUCCCAUCAAGGAAACGGCAGCCCCGUGCUAGAUGGUGACCCCCCGGGUCCCAUGGGUGACUACUGUUGGAAUGAGCCUCUCUCACCAAUUCCAAUUGACCACUUGAAUCUGGAGCGGACCGGCCCCCUGACCACAAGCAGUCCCAGCAGUCAGGCCCUGGAGGCUCUGCACAGUGAUGACUGCCACUCCCCAGGACUUGGUACCACCCCCAUCCGAGGAAGCUGUGGUGCUCUGAGAGAGUCUCAAGAGCAGUCCUCACAGGCUGGCUCUCCAGAGAGCAGCAAACUGAGUGUCCUCAGCCAGGCUCUGUGGGACGACUGGGAUGAGGAGGAAGGACAGGCUCCAGAGGCUCCACCUGUGGCCCAAAUGCUGAGUGCCAGAACUCGGAAGCCAGACAGGCCAGAGACACCAAAAGGUGCUAAUCAGAAAAAGAACUUGCCUCCCAAAGUGCCUAUAACUCCAAUGCCAAGGUAUUCGAUCAUGGAGACCCCGGUGCUGAAGAAAGAACUGGACAGGUUUGGAGUCCGUGCUCUGCCCAAACGCCAGAUGAUUCUAAAACUGAAGGAGAUUUUCCAGUACACUCACCAAACUCUGGAGUCGGACUCUGAGGAUGAGAUCCAGUCGUCCCAGAUACCCGCAGAGGUACCUUGUAGCCAGGCAUCUGCCACUGAGACCUGCAGCCCUUCAAGGUCAGGAAGUCACACCCAGCUCAAGGUCACUGCAGGUCUUAGGACUCAAAGAUCCGAGGGCCCUGCUAAAAGCAAGAGCCGUCAGCAUCAGGAGAAGCAGCUCAGUGAAAGUAUUUCUCACCCGAGCAGGUUGCCCCCUGGGGGGCCUUCACAUCCUGAUGGUGACACCCAGCUCCCAGCCUCCCAGGAAUCCAUGGCUACCUCUGUGGAUGGCAGUGACAGCUCCUUCAGCUCUAAAAGCUCCUCUGGUGAGUUUGGAGCCGCCUUUGAGUAUUCAGGUGAAGACAAGGAUGAAGAGGUCAGGGUCACUGCAUCACAGGUGGCAAUCCAGGCCGCAGACACAGAGGAGGCAGUGAGACGUUACAUCCGCUCCAAGCCUGCCCUGCACAGGCAGAUCCUGAGGUACCAGCCUGUGGAGCUGGCUGAGCUGCAGGCUGAGCUGAAGCGGAAUGGCAUCCCUGUGGCCAUGGGCAAGCUGCUGGACAUCCUGGACGCUCAGUGUGUCACCUUCACCACUGCUGCAGCCCGGAAGGAGAAGCUUAAACACAAGAGACGGCAGCCCUCAGGCCGAAAGAAGAAGGAUCAGAAAUGACAGGCCUCCACCCAAUAGACCUGCCAGAGGGCCUGGGCACCUGGUGUAAGUCAGGCCUCCACAGUAUGUCGUAGGAUAUGGGCCUGUGUCUGUGUAAAGGACAAGAACCCCAGCGUACUUUCCUGUACUCCAGCUCCGUGUGUCCCCCUCGGACUAAGAGCAGACCCUCCCCCCUGCAGUCAGUGCCAGUUCUCCCCCUUUGGCCCAACCAUCCAACGUGGUCCUGAAAGGCAGUGGGCCACAGCAGCGACCAGAGCAAGACCCGAGCCUCCUUCACUUGCCUUUCUGUGUCCAGCACACUCACGCCCAACUGCCCUAUAGUAGAUUCUGGGACAGGCAUUGGGUCCAGCCUUCUCAGCAUUGAAACCAGCCCAGCCACCAUGGCAGACCAGAUAACACUGUCACCAGCGUCCUACAAGUAGGGCCCAGCACAGCUAUGAAGACCCCUAAAGUAAGCAUGUUGUUUGUGGGCUCCACCUAUUUGUGUUAAGCCUCCUUGACCCAGUGUGGACUCUGGGACCAGAAAAAAAACACAAAAGUUUGGGUUUUCACAGUCUGUGAAUGUCCUUGUGUGUUUUAAAUACAGUGAAGUUGUUUUAUAUAAUGUGCAAUAAAAACAAAGAAGACUUUAUUUAAAAAUAAAUA